AUGGCGAUGAUGAUGACUGGCCGUGUGCUGCUGGUGUGUGCCCUCUGCGUGCUGUGGUGCGGUGCGGCCGAUGGAGCUGUUGGUGUGGUUUCUGGUGGGGACGACAACAUUCUGAGAGAAGUAUUUAUUCCAGUUGCGAGAUUGCAGGAAAGCCAGGAAAAAAGAACAUCAGGAGCAACAGCCGACGCAAAGGGAGCAGCAGCUGAAACAGCCACAAAAGCAAAAAAAGCAGCAGAAGCAGAAUCACUGCCAGUUACAACAGUCGGAGAAGAGGAAGUAAAAACAACAAUAAAUGAUCAGGAUAAUUCAGUCGAACACCAUUCUGGACAAAAAAAAGAGCUUCUAAAAGAAGAAGAACCGGAAAAUCGAGAAAAAGAACAGCAUGAGAAGCAGCGACACCAACAGCGUGAUCAUUCCGCAAGAAAAGGCGAAGAAUACGCGAAAGACAAAACUGCUAAUGGUACAAAUGCAACCGCAGUUAAGGACGACAGCGACAGCAGCACUGCCGUCUCCCACACCACCUCCCCUCUUUUGCUUCUUCUUGUUGUUGCGUGUGCGGCUGCGGUGGUGGUCGCGUGA
Messenger RNA from Trypanosoma cruzi, 579 nucleotides. Its product is annotated as mucin-associated surface protein (MASP), putative. The coding region runs from base 1 to 579 and encodes 192 amino acids. The transcript has a single exon. The record is from RefSeq and is a predicted model, not a curated record. NCBI's taxonomy places the organism in Eukaryota, Euglenozoa, Kinetoplastea, Trypanosomatida, Trypanosomatidae.